Molecule: messenger RNA, 2279 nt
Organism: Melitaea cinxia (Glanville fritillary)
Lineage: Eukaryota; Metazoa; Arthropoda; Insecta; Lepidoptera; Nymphalidae
Gene: AGBE
Product: 1,4-alpha-glucan-branching enzyme
Exons: 14
Coding region: 203-2260 (685 amino acids)
Biological process (GO): glycogen biosynthetic process
Cellular component (GO): cytoplasm
Molecular function (GO): cation binding; hydrolase activity, hydrolyzing O-glycosyl compounds; 1,4-alpha-glucan branching enzyme activity
Source: RefSeq, a predicted model, not a curated record
UAAAAUAACUAUCAAUGACACGAUUGACCCGGCUGUGUAUUAUCAGUAUUCAGUAUCUAAUAUGAAAUUAAUCUGAGUAGGGUAACCUAGUAAAUUCAUUACUCAAACUUCGUUUAUUGCUUCGCGCGGUUGUGGUUGUUAUAUUGUACGGCGCGUGCGCACUCGUUUAAAAUUUUUACAUAUAUAUCUACAUAUAGAUAAAAUGGGUGGUAAUUAUUCCGCUAUGGAUCCGAUGAAUGUGCCUGUACCCGAUCUAACAAAAUUAUUCGAAAGAGAUGGUUAUUUGAGGCCUUACGAAAGAGAAAUUCGCCGACGGUAUGCUUGCUUUAAAGACAUAUGGGAUAAAAUUGAAGCCUGGGAAGGAGGUGUGGAGGGCUUUACUACUGGAUAUAGAUAUUAUGGACCACAAUUUGGGGCAGAUGGAUCCGUCGUCUGGCGAGAAUGGGCCCCGGGAGCACAUUCGGUUCAUCUUCAGGGAGACUUCAAUGGCUGGAACCCAAAAAGUCACCCGUUUAGAAAACUAGAAUUUGGUAAAUGGGAGCUUCAUAUACCAGAGAAUCCAGAUGGCUCUUGUCCUAUCAAGCACGGAAGUCGCGUCCAGUUAAUAGUCAAUGACCAUUUAUACAGAGUGUCUCCAUGGGCGAGCUAUGUCAAACCAUUUGAAGGUUUUACGUACCAACAGUUUAUUUACAACCCAGAUGAGCCCUAUCGAUUCAAACACAAUAAGGUGGAUAGACCUGCUUCUUUACGUAUUUACGAGUGCCACGUUGGAAUAGCUACCAACGAAGGGAGAGUUGGAACAUAUGCAGAGUUUAAGGAUAACGUGUUACCUAGAAUUAAAAACUUAGGAUACAAUGCAAUUCAGUUAAUGGCUAUAAUGGAACACGCAUAUUACGCGUCUUUUGGAUAUCAAGUCACAAGCUUCUUUGCAGCUAGCAGCCGCUACGGCACGCCGUGCGAGCUGAAGCAGCUCAUCGACCGCGCGCACGAGCUGGGCAUCUACGUGCUGCUGGACGUCGUGCACUCGCACGCGUCCAAGAACACGCUGGACGGGCUCAACGAGUUCGACGGCACCGGCGCCUGCUACUUCCACGACGGGGCCCGCGGCACGCACUCGCUGUGGGACAGCCGCCUCUUCAACUACUCGGAAACUGAGGUGCUAAGAUUUUUGUUGUCUAAUUUGCGAUGGUAUCAGGAGGAAUAUCAAUUCGACGGAUUUAGAUUCGACGGCGUCACAUCCAUGUUAUACCACAGCCGCGGUAUAGGAGAAGGAUUUUCGGGCAACUACGACGAGUACUAUGGACUUAACGUCGACACUGAAGCUCUCGUGUAUCUCAUGUUAGCUAACGAGCUCGUCCACUCCAUCGACAAGAGGGCUAUUACGAUCGCUGAGGACGUAUCAGGAAUGCCAGCGUCCGGGCGACCAAUACGAGAAGGCGGAACUGGGUUCGAUUACCGUUUAGGUAUGGCAAUUCCGGACAUGUGGAUCAAACUGUUGAAAGAAGAAAAAGAUGAAAAUUGGAAGAUGGGGCACAUUGUCCAUACAUUGACUAAUAGGCGGUGGAUGGAGGGCACUGUGGCUUAUGCUGAGAGUCAUGACCAGGCGCUGGUGGGCGACAAGACCAUAGCGUUCUGGCUGAUGGACGCGGCCAUGUACACGCACAUGAGCACGCUGAGCGAGCCCAGCGCCGUGGUGGAGCGCGGCCUGGCGCUGCACUGCAUGAUCCGGCUCAUCACGCACGCGCUGGGGGGCGAGGCCUACCUCAACUUCAUCGGUAACGAAUUCGGUCACCCCGAAUGGCUGGACUUCCCACGCGCGGGUAACAACUCUUCGUAUCACUACGCGCGCCGACAGUGGCAUCUCGUAGACGAUGACUUACUCAAGUACAAGUUCCUCAACAACUUCGAUAAAGACAUGAACGCGCUCGAGGACAAAUACGGCUGGUUGAGGUCUAAUCCCGGCUACGUAUCAUGCAAACAUGAAGGCGACAAGGUGAUCGCGUUUGAAAGGGCAGGCCUUCUGUUUGUAUUUAACUUCCACCCCUUCCAGAGCUUCACAGACUACAGGGUUGGGGUUGAUGUAUCUGGCAAAUAUCAGGCUGUACUUUGUUCAGACAGUAAAAAAUAUGGUGGUUUUGGUCGUGUGGAGCCAGAUGGAGAGUUUCAUUUUACACAGAAUAUGCCUUGGGCUAACAGAAAUGAUUCAGUACAGGUCUACAUCCCUUGCCGUACUGCUAUUGUGUAUGCUCGCUGUGAAUAAAUAUAUUGUGAAAAGAAAA